This is a messenger RNA of Pangasianodon hypophthalmus (striped catfish), 6376 nucleotides long. Its product is annotated as neurotrypsin. Gene Ontology annotation, cellular component: membrane. NCBI's taxonomy places the organism in Eukaryota, Metazoa, Chordata, Actinopteri, Siluriformes, Pangasiidae. The record is from RefSeq and is a predicted model, not a curated record. Bases 2741 to 5236 code for a protein of 831 amino acids. The transcript has 14 exons. Gene Ontology annotation, biological process: proteolysis. Gene Ontology annotation, molecular function: serine-type endopeptidase activity.
GGUAGGCUACACUUGGUGGAUAACGUUACAUUCCAGGCCAUAAAGCUAUCAGCUGUAGCCCUAGAGACUGGCGAUGCUGAUUUAAUGACUUGAGUGUUGUUUAUAUUUUCCAUUACCCAUUUGUGCUCUUGAAUAUAGCAACUCAUAGCAAUAUAGCAAACAACUUAAUAUGGUGAUACAGCGGUGCUAUUUUUUAUUUAACCUUGAUUUAACCUACAUAAUCUAGACAGAUUCUUAAAUGCAGCUGGAAUAUUGCCAGCCACUUUGUCAUAACACCAUCCAGCAUUUCCUCACAUUUUAUUUGGCUCACUAUAAAUAACGUGACUAGACUCCAAAAGGAAGUGCUGUCUGAUACAACAAUGCAUUGGGGCUUUGUGAAGUACUAAUGAAACCAUCAACUUUAAGAUUCAGUACUGAUCAAAGGGCACUGCACUACUAAAUAUAAACCUGGAGCCUGGAGCAUGACUGCAGUGUGUACAGUUUCAGGCCCAGACCUGUUGGUGGCAGUGCAGAUUUUCUGUGAAAUACUCUAAGCUGCCUCCAAUAGCGAUGCUUUACCCUUUGUUGGGCUAUUUAAUAUGCUGCCUAACGUGAGUCUGUGUAGAUUUAAAUCAGAGGGACCCCUGUACAUGGUAUCAUGGUCUGAUGACAAGCAGUGCAGCCACUCCUUAGAAGAUAAGAGAAUUCAAAGCUUUUAUCAUGCUUUGAUGGUUGCUGAAAUUGAGAUUUUUAGUUAAAAAAAAAGAAAAAGUUUUGCUAAAACAUGUGUAGACCCUCCUGCCUUUCUGGAAGGAAACAGACGUUUGAAACAAGUGAAAAAAUAUUACUUAAAUACUAUAGAUGUAUUCUACUUUUUUGAGGAAAAGGUGAAGAAAUGUAAUACAAACAACCUGCGAGUUCUGUAAAAGAGUAACUUUUGGUGAUGUUUGACAGCAACGAAACAAUGUUUGCUUUGAUGUUUGAUCACAAUGUGACGUCCAUCAGGUUUUUAAGUGUACAGGGCGAGGCUCACUUUAUGCUUCUCUCUCUGACUGUACACACAGGUGCAUUUCCACCUUUAGUGAACUGUAGGUCCCACCUUUAUUAUCAACAAUAUACACUCAGCUGCCACAUUAUUUGUUACACCUAGCUUAUACCUACACUCAUUAACCUUUUUUUGAUCAGGAACACUUACCAUACUGAACCUUACUCACUGUAACCCAUCUGUUGCUAUGCACAGUUUAUCAGGCUACUACAUGGCCACUGCUGACCAGAUAUUAUUUAAAUUCUUGAUGCAGCAGUGACACUGACAUGGUACUGGUUGUUGUGCUGGUGACUGUAUCAGACACCUCAAUGCCAUAGCAGAGUUGAGAUACAGUUCUAAUAAAAGGUCCAGCCAACAGUGCCCUGUGGUCAGAAACUGACAGUUAUAAAGGGCUGGAAGACAGUUAGAUUACCAGAUUAUGUGUAGAAAAAGAUGUGCAAAGUGUUUCUAUCUGCACAAAUUACAUGGUGGACCAGCAAGGUAGGUGUGUCUAAUAAAGUUGCAAGUAAAAACCUUAACACUACUCUGAUACAUUUGUAUGAGCACAGUCUGCCACUGUCAUGUUGUUAUCCUCCACCCAAAAAAUAUUUGAUUAAUGGUGGUCACAUGCUGUUCCCUUUGCAUUUAUGGGGGUCUGAUAAAUUGCACCUAACAACAGAUAAACGAGGAUGGCACGGUGGUGCAGCAGUUCCCCAGUUUGAUCCUGAGCUCGCUUACUGUCAGUGUGAAGUUUCUGUGGAUGUUCUCUGGGUUCCCUGGUCUCCUCCACCUCUCAAUAACAUGCCAGUAGGUGGAUUGGCUAUGGUAAAUUGCCCUUAGGUGUGAAUGUGUGUGAAUAUGUGUGAAUAUGUGAUGGUUUUGUGUCCCAUCUAGGGUGUAAUCACACCUCGUACCCAGUGUCCGCGGGAUAGACUGGAUCCACCACGGUCCUGACCAGGAUAAAGCACUCCAGGUGCAUUAAUUAAUGAAUGAACUGAUGGAUUAGAGUCAGUAAAUGUAAGUGGCGUGCACCUAGAAGUACAUGAUAAAAUAGCAGCUAUGUGUAUUUGCUCACGAGGUAUCUGAUCAUAUUUGAUCAAUAGUAAGAAAAUGGAUCUUUAUAAAAUAAUAAUAAUCAGUUCCAUAUUAGGUGUAGUAUAGUAGUAUAUCUUCUUCUAGGCUGGUCUCCAGUUGGAUCUGCCUAUCAGCUUGCCCUUUGCUCUGUUGUGGGUCGUUUGACAAGGGAAAGGGAAGUAGUCCAGCUGUUUAAUCUCACCUGUAAUGAAAACAGAGUGAGCUCAUGGAGAGGGAGGGACGUGUGUCUGCCUGUGAACCUCGCCUCUUUUCACUGAGUGGAUUAGUGAGCCUCUCUCUGUCUGAUCUGCGUUCCUACACCUCAGUCCAUUUGUUCCUGAUGUAUCAUCAGAGGAAGGCUUUACGCCUGACUUCGCUUUUCUUUUGCUUUCUUUUCUUUUAAUAAAAAAACAGUUUUUUUUAGUGUCGCUCCAUAAGGAGUGAAUGGAGCGCAUGGAUCCCUAACGCGCUUCGCUUGCAGGAGCAGCAGGACGUCCUGAACUGUGGUUGUAUCUACUGUAUCGUGAAGGACACCCAGCUGUGCUGCUUGUGGGUGCUGGGAUUAGUUGCUCCCACCUCGUCAGGCUGUGUUGUUCGGGGGAUUAGUGAGCGAGCAGAGAGAUGGGAGAGAGGAGCUCACACCGCGGACUCUGACAGGACACCAUGGCCACCUGCGCUCUCUCGCCUCUUCUACUCGCUUCCUCUUUGCUUUACGCUUUAGGACAAGUUGCACAGAAGGAUGGCCACUUGGAUACUCUGCAGAGUUCAGGCCCUCUGUCCUGCUUUGAGGGUUUCAAAGUACUGGGUUAUUACAAUGGCUCCAUGUCGCAGACAGACUCAGGCUUUCCCUGUCUGAAAUGGACUGAGUUCCCUGACUAUAUGCUGCAGUACCCAGACAGAGGGCUUGGAGAUCACAGCUACUGCAGGAACCCUGACCGUGAGUCCCAGCCCUGGUGCUUCUUCAGACAGCACUCUGGAGCCAUCAGCUGGGCUUACUGCAACUGCCACCAGGGUGCAGCCAGGCUGAUGGGAGGAGGGUCUAACAAGAGCGGCCGUCUGGAAGUUUACCUGAAUGGCCGGUGGGGGACAGUGUGUGACACACACCUGACUGACCGAGAUGCAAGUGUCAUCUGUCGACAGCUUGGCCUCAGUGAAAUUGGUACUGCACUCAAGCACUCCUACUUUGGUCCUGGCUCUGGGCUUUUCCACUAUGAACGACUUGGCUGUCGUGGCAACGAGAACUCUCUCUUAGAGUGCCGGGGCAGGAAGUUUGUCUCUGGUGACUGUAAUCAUGGAAAUGAAGCUGGAGUGGUGUGCGCUGCACCUGAAGGAAAUGGCACUCCCUUGAGGCUGGUGGGAGGCCAGGAAGACUUCGAGGGACGAGUAGAAGUGUAUCAUAAUGGCCAGUGGGGCACAAUCUGUGAUGACCAGUGGGACGACAUCGAUGCUGAGGUGGUCUGUCGACAGCUAGGACUUGGUGGUGUGCCAAAGGCGUGGUCGUGGUCUCAUUUUGGCCCGGGGGCUGGGCCCAUCCUGCUGGAUGGGGUACGGUGCACAGGAAAUGAGCUCUCUCUGGAGGAGUGUCCUCACACACCCUGGGGCCAGCACAACUGUGACCACAUGGAGGAUGCUGGAGUGUCCUGUAACCCAUAUACAGAUGGUGCAGUGCGUCUGGUGGGAGCGGAUUUUCCAUGGGAAGGGCGCUUGGAGGUAUACCACGCUGGAGUUUGGGGCACAGUGUGUGACGACAACUGGACUGAGCAACAUGCCCAGGUGGUGUGUCAGCAGCUUGGCUUCAGAGGGCAUGCUGAAAUAGCUCCAGAUGAUGCAUAUGGGGACGGCACAGGGCUUAUUCUGUUGGAUGAGGUGAGGUGUGAUGGGGGAGAGAGCUCCCUGCUGGAGUGCAGCCAUGCAGAGUGGGGACGCCACGACUGCUCCCACAGUGAAGAUGUGGCCAUACGCUGUGAGAGAGGAGGAAAUACCAAUGAUAUUACUGCAGUUCCUCCAGUUUCAGGUCCCCUGGUAAGGCUGGUGGAUGGAGAGACCCGUAAAGAGGGUCGUGUGGAAGUCUUCAUUAACGGCGAAUGGGGCAGCGUUUGUGAUGAUGGCUGGAAUGACAUCAGUGCUGCAGUAGUGUGUAGGCAGCUGGGCUUUGUUGGAGUAUCUAAAGCCCGCUCCAUGGCCUAUUUUGGUGAGGGCCAGGGUCCAAUCCACCUGGACAAUGUGAGGUGUGUGGGUACAGAGUCGUCUCUGGGUGAGUGUUUAGCCGACGGGUCAGACAAACAUAACUGCAGGCACAGUGAGGAUGCAGGGGUCAUCUGUGAUUACGUGUCCCAGCCAGUAGCUGACAGCACAACAGCAACCCAGUCAUGCGGCCUGAGGCCCAACACACAGCGCCGCAGGAGGAGGAUCAUUGGAGGAGACAAGUCACUUAGAGGGGACUGGCCAUGGCAGGUGUCUCUGUGGCUAAGGUCUCAGUCCAAAAGGAACCAUCCGCUGUGUGGAGCCACUCUCAUCAACUCCUGCUGGGUUGUCACUGCGGCUCAUUGCUUUAAGAGGUUUGGCUCUGAUCCCUCACGAUAUAUUUUGAGGCUGGGAGACUAUCACACAGAAGAAAGGGAUGACUUUGAGCGCACUCUCUCUCCUGAGCGCAUCGUCAUACACAAGAAGUACCUCAGCCAGGGCUGGGAGUACGACAUUGCCUUGGUGAGGCUGAAGGGCACAGAUGGGAACUGUGUAUCUUUCAACCCACACACUAACGCUGCCUGCCUUCCUGCUCAUGGUGACAGGAAGACAAAGAGACCUGCUGCGUGUGUCAUCACUGGCUGGGGAGUUACAGACUCUGAGUACUCACGUACUUUGCUGCAGGCCUGGCUUCCCUUGCUGCCAUCCUGGAAGUGCAAAAAACGUUAUGGCAGCCGCUUCACUGGCCGCAUGCUAUGUGCUGGCAGCCUGUCAAUCCAUCGUCGUGUGGAUAGUUGCCAGGGAGACAGUGGUGGCCCGCUGGUGUGCCAGGGUGAAGGCGGGCGCUGGACGCUAACUGGGGUCAUUUCCUGGGGUCAUGGCUGUGGGAACCCCAGCUAUCCUGGGGUAUACACUCGAGUCAGCAGGUUCCUAAAGUGGAUUGAGAAGGUCACCCUGGGUACUGCUUCACUCUGAGGAUAGAAUAUUACUAUGGCUCAUUUAUUUUAAUUUAGCGUGUUUAAAGUAUGAGAUGCCUGUCAGAGGAUUGAGACCAUGGUUGACUGGCUUCCUUAUUCAGUAGUUCACCUCAUGUCCUGUUUAUUCCUAUUUAUUUUGACUUGAAGAGCCAUGUGGACAGUGUGAUUGACAUUUUUGAUUGAGGUACAAGUAUAUUAAAUGUACUGAAUCCUCAAGUUUGAACUACACUAUAUGGCCAAAAGUAUGUGGAAAGUAUGCGUCAUACCCAUAUGUGAGUCUUCCACACACUGUUGCCACAAAGUUGGAAACACAUAAUUUUUUUGUAUGCUCUAGAAUUAGGAUUUCCCUUCCCUGGAACUAAGGGGCCUAGCCCACACUUGUUCCAGCAUGACAGUGCCCCUGUGCACAAAGCAAGCUCCAUAAAGACAUGAUUUGCCAAGGUUGGUAUGGAAGAACUGAGUGGCCUGCACAGAGCCCUGACCUCAACCCCACUGAACAUCUUUGGGAUGAACUGGAACUCCGACUGCGUGCCAGGCCUCCUCACCCGACAUCAGAGCCUUCCAUCAGUAAUGCUCUUGCGGUUGAAUGGCCACAAAUCUCCAAAGCAAUGUUCUAAAAUGUAGAGGAAAGCCUUCCCAGUAGAGUGGAGGCUGUUAUAGCAGCAAAGCAGGGACUAAGUCCAUUGGAAUGGGACGUUCAAGGACAGAUUGGGGUGUGACGGUCAGGUGUCCACAAACCUUUGGCCAUAUUGUGUAACUUUGUUGGACAGUAUGUAGAAUGUAUUUAGAACCAUAUUGCACUAAACUGCAUGCCAUUAUGGUGGGUAAUUUUUUCUAAAUAUUUUAAUUUGUCAGUAUUGUGGGUUAAAUAGCUCAAAUGAGUACUGUGUUUUUUUUUUUUUGUUUGUUUGUUUUGUUUUGUUUUUUUACAUCUCUAUCUACCACAUCUUCAGCAUAUGAUUAUUACCAUAGACAAGAAUUUCCACACAUUUCCCUGUACUGUGAAAAGUGUUGUAAACAUUGUCUGUGGUAAUUACACAUAUGCUACAGAUGUAGUAGAUAUAAAUUCACUUUUGAAAAUGUUGGAAUAUUCUGGAAUAUGCUGGGGAUAUUUGCAUUAAAUGCUUCAAUGAAUUGA